This is a messenger RNA of Diachasmimorpha longicaudata, 931 nucleotides long. It is a transcript of the gene c12.1, whose product is annotated as protein CWC15 homolog. Gene Ontology annotation, biological process: mRNA cis splicing, via spliceosome. The transcript is spliced from 3 exons. The coding region runs from base 126 to 800 and encodes 224 amino acids. Gene Ontology annotation, molecular function: RNA binding. NCBI's taxonomy places the organism in Eukaryota, Metazoa, Arthropoda, Insecta, Hymenoptera, Braconidae. The record is from RefSeq and is a predicted model, not a curated record. Gene Ontology annotation, cellular component: catalytic step 2 spliceosome.
CCAUUUUAUUUCUGAAGUGUCAAUGCCGGAUUGAAGUGUUUUCCACCAUUCCAGAGUAGUUUAUUUGAUCUAGCAACAAUUGGAAAUUAAUUCAAUCGGACCCCCGUGUGAUUUUUAAUAGAAAAAUGUCCACUGCUGCUAGACCAACGUUUGAUGGGGCUAGAGGAGGUCAAGGACGUGGGGAAAAGGAUCUUAGUGCUAUUUCAAAGCAGUACAGUAGCAGAGAUCUGCCUGGACAUACGAAACUAAAAUACAGAGAACAUGGACAGGGGACGACUGAGGAACUUCGCACAAAAGACUUCAGAAAGGAAUUGGAGGAGAGGGAAGUGGAGAAGACAAGUAAAUCGUCCAACCGGAGGAUGAUCGAACCCUCGAGGGAACCAGCACAGCCCAGUAAACGCCAGAAGGUCGAUCAAGUCCCAGCAGCGAGUCUCGAUGCUGACGAUCCUUUGGAUGAGGAUGAUUCAGACUCUGACAGUGAUGAGGAUGACACCGCAGCACUUCUUGCUGAGCUGCAGCAGAUUAAAAAGGAGAGGGCUGCUGAUAACGCCAAGAAGGAAAUGGAAAAGCGACAGGAAGAGGAAAGGAUCAGAAUGGAGAACAUUUUGUCAGGGAAUCCUUUAUUGAAUUACUCAGCUCAAGCCACUCGCACAGACAUGAAGGUGAGACGACGAUGGGACGACGAUGUCGUCUUCAAGAACUGCGCGAGAUCAGAACCGAAGAAGAAACACGAUGUCUUCAUUAAUGAUUCCCUCAGGAGUGAAUUUCACCGUAAAUUCAUGGAGAAAUAUGUUAAAUAAGACUGAUAGUUACUCUCUCUAUGAUUAAUUUCAUUUCGUACGCCUCUAGAGAAGGUAAUUACUCAUUAAUUUUGUGGCAUUGUAAAUAGACCGAUAAGAAUCAAUAAAGGGAAUCAUUGAAUAAUGACAGA